This is a messenger RNA of Ostrinia furnacalis (Asian corn borer), 1184 nucleotides long. RefSeq lists its product as uncharacterized. The transcript has 6 exons. Bases 13 to 1041 code for a protein of 342 amino acids. The record is from RefSeq and is a predicted model, not a curated record. NCBI's taxonomy places the organism in Eukaryota, Metazoa, Arthropoda, Insecta, Lepidoptera, Crambidae.
CAAUUUGUAGUCAUGCCUUGCGGGAAACGGCCCCUCAUUAAGAACUGGGACAAGCCGCGGAACAUAAGGGUCAUAACUCCGUCUCGCUACGAGCAAAACGAGGCCUCCGUCAAGCAACAUUGGAAGAAAGUCAUUCGCGACUUGGAGUUGUCUUACAAGGAUGACGCGUUUUGGGAAUCGCAGUGCGAUACUGUCCGCGAGCUGGUGGGCCCGGUCAUCUUCCACCGGAUCGCGAAGAUUUUCAACUUGCCGCUGGAAGCCUCCAAGUAUGAUCCCCAGUCGGACAUCACGUCGCUUGUACCAUCUGAGCAGUUUUACAAAGCAAUGUCCACCUCACAGAUACAAACUCGACAAACGUAUUCCAUGAGCGACUUCGAGUUCUCAGUGGAAGAGGAACAAGACCUUCAAGAGGAGCAAUCGGACCAAUGGAGCGUUUCAUCUGUCGCCGAGAGCACUGAGCUCAGAAAAGCCUCCCGUUCCAAAUCUGCAAUGAAAGCUGCAAAGUCGAAGUCAUUUUCAAGAAUGUUUUCAAAGUCGUUUUCUAAGUUUGUCAUGAGCAAGACAUUGCAAAAUACCCACUCCAGUAGAUUAAGAGCGUCGGAGGCGUCUACUAUGGAUGAGUCCGCAGACACUGACGAUGACAUAGAAGUACAUGCUAGAAGCAGGAAGGUGUCGCGCACAAUUCACAGGCGUGUGAAAAAUCCACAUUUCGACAUGCUAUAUUGCAAUGAGUCUGAAACCGAUAUGAUUAAAUGGAAGUCCAAAUAUAAGCAAAAGGCUUUCGAAGUUUCGGCAUCAGAUGAAUUCAGUAAGAAAGCUGAAAUCAUGACUAAGAAAAUAUCAAAAGAAUUUUAUGACUGGUGGGUUGGAUUAGGUAAUGUAGAAUUCAAAAGUGAAAUCAAGCGUCCAGAAGAUAUCGAGGAUCUCUUCCAGGUAAUUAAUUUCAUAGAAUAUUUUUACCAAAAAACUUACACAUUCGCUAAUAUUGUUUCUGCUUACAGGUUUGGUUCGAUGAACAUGCUUCUCGCGGUCUUGUGUUAGAUCCCAGGAUUCUGCCUUGUGUGCUACAAAGCAUUGCGAACUAUGUCGGAGUGCCGAGGGCCUCGUGCCCAAGAGUGCUCAAGAGGCAGAUCGCGUACGACAUCCACGCCGAGACGAGCCCGGCGCACGUCAUGGCAUUCGGC